UUUAGUCAAAGUGCCCUUGCUCUUCCAAAUUUGUCCUUGUUUACAUUGUUUACAUCAAUAUUUCCUCUGUUUCUGACCAGUAGGAGCAUCAAAAUAUGCUCAGUGCAAGGUCAGUUUUCAAAAGACACCUUCUGCGACAGGCAGAGAAGGUUCUCUUUCCGACAUGCUCUCAAACACUCCACAAACAACCAUUAGAUCCAGAAUGGACCGAGAUGGCAAAGAAGGAACUGAGAGGGGCCGACCCAGCAGAGAAGCUCACUUGGCACACACCAGAGGGAAUCGAUAUCAAGCCGUUCUACAGCAAGGCGGACACAGCGCAUCAGGAAGAUGAAUUGCCAGGCAAAUUCCCUUUUACGCGAGGACCUUACGCUUCGAUGUAUACCAAGAGGCCUUGGACAAUUAGACAGUAUGCUGGAUUCAGUACGGUGGAAGAGAGCAACAAGUUCUAUCGGCAGAACAUUAAGGCUGGCCAGCAGGGUCUUAGUGUGGCGUUCGAUUUGCCGACACAUCGAGGUUAUGAUUCGGACAAUGCUCGAGUGAUUGGCGAUGUGGGAAUGGCGGGUGUAGCCAUUGACUCGGUUGAAGAUAUGAAGCUGCUCUUUGAUGGCAUUCCCCUGAAGAAGAUUUCAACUUCCAUGACAAUGAAUGGGGCUGUCCUCCCCAUUAUGGCGAUGUUUGUAGUGGCUGCUGAGGAACAGGGUGCAGAGCAAAAAGAUCUUUUGGGUACGAUACAGAAUGACAUCUUGAAGGAGUUCAUGGUCAGGAACACGUAUAUCUACCCACCAGAACCUUCCAUGAGGAUCAUCGGAGACAUCUUUGAAUACACAGCCCAGAACAUGCCACAUUUCAACUCCAUCUCCAUCUCUGGGUACCACAUCCAGGAGGCAGGCGCGGAUGCUGUGCUAGAGACUGCGUUUACUUUAGCUGAUGGACUGGAGUAUUGCCGAACAGGUCUGAAGGCUGGACUAACUAUUGAUCAGUUUGCCCCACGUCUUUCAUUCUUCUGGGGCAUUGGCAUGAAUUUCUAUAUGGAAAUUGCCAAACUUCGAGCUGCCAGAAGACUGUGGGCGACCUUGAUUAAGGAAAUGUUUGACCCCAAGAAUCCCAAGUCGAUGAUGCUGAGGACACACUCACAGACCAGUGGCUGGUCACUCACUGAACAGGAUCCAUACAACAACAUUGUGCGAACAACUAUUGAAGCAAUGGCGGCCGUAUUUGGUGGCACCCAGUCGCUUCACACAAACUCCUUCGAUGAAGCCCUUGCCCUACCCACCGUCUUCAGUGCCAGAAUCGCCCGAAACACACAGAUUAUUCUACAGGAGGAGUCUGGAAUACCAAAAGUUGCCGAUCCAUGGGGUGGGUCUUACAUGAUGGAACAGCUGACUGAUGAUAUAUAUGAUGCAGCCAAGAAAGUGAUUGAAGAGGUUGAAGAAAUGGGCGGAAUGGCCAAAGCUGUUGCUGCAGGUAUGCCAAAGUUGAGGAUUGAAGAAUGUGCGGCAAAACGUCAGGCAAGGAUUGACAGCAAGGGAGAAGUCAUUGUCGGUGUGAAUAAGUAUCAGCUGCUCCACGAAGACAAACUAGAUGUUCGAGUUGUAGACAACACAAAGGUCAAGGAAUCUCAGAUCAACCGGCUGAAGCAAGUUCGGGCAAGUCGGGACAAUAAAAGGGUUGAAGAGACAUUGAACGCCAUCUCAGAGGCUACGAGGAGUCAGACGGGUAAUCUGAUGGCGUUAUCGAUAGCUGCUGCGAGGGCGAGGUGUACUGUGGAGGAAAUCACUGGUGCUAUUGAGAAGGUGGUUGGCCGCCACAUUGCAGAAGACCACAUGGUCAGCGGGGCAUAUAAAUCGGAAUUCGGCCACCAGGAGGAACUAGAUGAAGUCUCCAGCCUUGUCUCAGAGUUCAUGCAACACGAAGGCAGACGCCCUCGCAUUCUGAUUGCAAAGGUUGGACAAGAUGGCCAUGACCGUGGUGGCAAGGUCAUUGCUACCGGAUUUGCUGAUGUUGGGUUUGACGUGGAUAUUGGCCCUCUUUUUGCUACACCAGCAGAAGCAGCACAGCAGGCCAUUGAUGCUGAUGUCCACUGUGUUGGUGUGAGUUCUCUUGCAGCUGGACACAAGACGUUGAUUCCAGAGCUUGUCAAGGAACUCAAGGCAUUGGGUCGACCUGAUAUUGUGGUUGUGGUCGGAGGUGUGAUCCCACCCCAAGACUACGAUUUCCUGAAUCAAGCCGGCUGUUCAGCAAUCUUUGGCCCUGGUACAAGAAUCCCCGAUGCUGCAAGGCGCGUCAUCGGUGCUAUCUACCAAGGGCAAAAGAAGAUGGCAAGAACAGCUUAAUUAUUGACAAAAAGACCCAAGGAGCUAUACUGUGCUGCAAAUUGUGCUAACAGGGAAUUCCGGCUUGGGAGACUCUUUGAUAUGAGCUGCAUGACUAGUCAUGUGUGGAUGAAUUUAUACUGUAUAAGCGCAAAUAUAAUUGCACCAUCCUUGUUUCUCGAUGUAUAACUGAAGUCCAUAUGGUUAUUUACAUGUGCCAUCAAUGCAUUUUAGGUGACUGCAGUAGAAUCAUGUAUGAGAUUAGGUUAAAUCUCUAAAGCAAAAUUACUUCGAACUGGUUUCUUUUAACCUGCUGCUAGUUGUAUUUACAUGUACUUAUACUGUAGUUAUACAUGUAGUAUAGCUGUAAUUGUCGAGGAGCAGUGGUAAUGUCCUUACUUAAAGCCAGCCUCGUGACCCAGAGGUUCUGGGAUCUGAUCCCUUCUGGGGCACUUUCUUCUUUCCUGUUAAAGUUUGAAGGUUAAAUGAUCACUUUUUAGCCUUCUUGACAUUCCCAGAAGACACUGGGAUGACAAAGUGCUUUAAGCAGGGGACUCGUCCAUGGAAAAGUGUAUAUAGGAAAACAAACUUUAACUUUGUAAUUUGGAUGUACAAGCUUGGUUGUACUUGCUUAUGUGUAGAUGUGUAGAAAUUGUAUUGUGGAUAUUUACUGAAUGUGGGGUCACCGCAGAUCGAGCUAAUCGCUUUGAAAUUGGCUGUUGUGUUCUGACAGAUGUGUGCAGUAAAAUGGUAUUUAUUCAGUAAUAAACAUUUCAUGAAAA
Messenger RNA from Lineus longissimus, 3094 nucleotides. Its product is annotated as methylmalonyl-CoA mutase, mitochondrial-like. The record is from RefSeq and is a predicted model, not a curated record. NCBI's taxonomy places the organism in Eukaryota, Metazoa, Nemertea, Pilidiophora, Heteronemertea, Lineidae. Gene Ontology annotation, molecular function: cobalamin binding; methylmalonyl-CoA mutase activity; metal ion binding. The transcript has 16 exons. Bases 96 to 2333 code for a protein of 745 amino acids. Gene Ontology annotation, cellular component: mitochondrion; cytoplasm.